AUGCGACCGACGGCGACAAGGAUAGCGGGCCGCGUCUGCACCCGCUGCAACAGCGCACCGCGCGCCUCCAUCCUCCCAGCCGUGACAGCAGCUACCUCGACAAGAGUUAGCUCACCACUUUCAGUCCUCACAGGCGGCACCGCCUUCGCCUUCUCCACGACACCGCGCAGCCUCUCGUCCGAAGAGCCGCAGCGUUCACAGCCUCAGUCCGCCCAGCAGCCCACACACUACUCUCUCUUCCCGCAGACGCUCCCCGACGGUCCUCCGCCGGCAGGCCCCUUCCCCAUCCCUCUGCGCACGCUCCGCAAGGAAUUCCUCUCGCUCCAGGCCAAGCACCACCCCGACCUGCACCCGCCUGCGACGCGGCCCCAGGCCGAGCAGAUCUCCUCCGUCAUCAACGAGGCCUACCGCACCCUCGCCAACCCCCUCUACCGCGCGCAGUACCUCCUCGGUCUUCGGGGCGUCGACGUCGCCAACGACGAGACGCUCAAGACGGAGAACCAAGAGCUGCUGAUGGAGGUCCUCGAGGCGCGCGAGAGCAUCGAGGAGGCCGAGGCCGAGGACGACCUCGUUGACCUACGCACUGUGAACGAGGAGCGCAUUAGAAACAGCGAGGAGGAGCUGGACAGGGCGUUUGGGACCGAUGACAUUCAAGCCGCCAAGGAGGAGGCCGUGCGAUUGCGGUACUGGGUCAACAUCCAGGACAGCCUUGACAACUGGGAGCAAGGCAAGCCCGUCGUACUUGAGCACUAA
This is a messenger RNA of Emericellopsis cladophorae, 753 nucleotides long. RefSeq lists its product as uncharacterized. Gene Ontology annotation, molecular function: protein-folding chaperone binding; ATPase activator activity. The transcript has a single exon. NCBI's taxonomy places the organism in Eukaryota, Fungi, Ascomycota, Sordariomycetes, Hypocreales, Bionectriaceae. Gene Ontology annotation, cellular component: mitochondrion. The coding region runs from base 1 to 753 and encodes 250 amino acids. The record is from RefSeq and is a predicted model, not a curated record. Gene Ontology annotation, biological process: [2Fe-2S] cluster assembly; protein complex oligomerization.